Molecule: messenger RNA, 1846 nt
Organism: Brachypodium distachyon (stiff brome)
Lineage: Eukaryota; Viridiplantae; Streptophyta; Magnoliopsida; Poales; Poaceae
Product: ethylene-responsive transcription factor RAP2-13
Exons: 1
Coding region: 532-1380 (282 amino acids)
Biological process (GO): regulation of DNA-templated transcription
Molecular function (GO): DNA binding; DNA-binding transcription factor activity
Source: RefSeq, a predicted model, not a curated record
AGCUCCUUGUCCACCGUUCCUCGUCCCCGCCCCCCAUUUCGCCUUCGACCUUCAUCCACAGCCAGCCGCCACCCACCGAGAAAGCCCAAAAACCCACCAAACACAGCCUCCGUGAGUUCGAGCGAGGUAAGCAUAGAUCCGAGCGAGUUCUUGCGUCUCCAAGGUAAGGUUCUCCGAAACUCCAACCCUCUUCCUCUCCCCUGUUAAUCUCGUCUUCUUCGUGAUCCAAGAGCAGAGAGUGAGGUCUCCAGGGCAUUUUAGAUCCAGGGAGCUUCAGAUCUGUUCCUUUCCCCUUGUGUUCUAGUACUAGUAUCAUUAUAGGUGGCCAAGAGAGGUUCUUUUUCCACACCUCCUUGCUGCUUCCGUGUAGAUCUACCACCAACGCCAUCUGUUUUUGCUGUGGCUGUUGAUUUCCUCUGCCUGUUCUUCAUUUUGGUUUGGGAACCAGGCAGCUUUCUUCUUGUUCUCCUUUUUAUUAAGAAAAAAAAAUUCAAAAAAAAAAGUUUCUUCAGAUCCUUGAAACUAGAGUAGAUGGCUGCAGCUAUAGAUCUGUCCGGGGAAGAGCUGAUGAGAGCACUCGAGCCUUUUAUCCGGGAUGCCUCUGCUUCCCCUCCUCCACUCAACUCACAUCCCAGCCCCACCUCGCCAUUCUCCUUCCCCCACGCCGCGUACCAAGGGUACCCGUACGGGGUGCAGGCCCAGGCCCAGGCCGAGCUCAGCCCGGCCGAGAUGCACUACAUCCAGGCACGCCUCCACCUCCAGCGCCAGACCGGCCCGCCGGGCCACCUCGGCCCGCGGGCCCAGCCCAUGAAGCCGGCUUCCACGGCGGCGGCGACCCCGCCGCGGCCGCAGAAGCUUUACCGCGGCGUGCGGCAGCGGCACUGGGGCAAGUGGGUGGCCGAGAUCCGCCUCCCCCGCAACCGCACCCGCCUCUGGCUCGGCACCUUCGACACCGCCGAGGAAGCCGCCCUCGCCUACGACCAGGCCGCGUACCGCCUCCGCGGGGACGCCGCGCGGCUCAACUUCCCCGACAACGCCGCCUCCCGCGGCCCCCUCGACGCCUCCGUCGACGCCAAGCUCCAGACCCUCUGCCAGAACAUCACCGCCUCCAAGAACGCCAAGAAGUCCAAGUCAUCCUCCGCUUCCGCAGCCACUUCAUCCACCCCCACAAGCAACUGCUCUUCGCCGUCUUCCGACGAGGCGUCGUCCUCUCUGGAGUCGGCGGAGUCAUCGCCGUCGCCCGCCACCAACGCAGCAGAGGUUCCGGAGAUGCAGCAGCUCGACUUCAGCGAGGCGCCAUGGGACGAGGCCGCAGGAUUCGCCCUCACCAAGUACCCCUCGUACGAGAUCGACUGGGACUCGCUCCUCGCCACCAACUGACACCCAGUUCGUCUCAUCUCGGUCUCUGCUAAGCUACUACUAGUACUAGUACCCCGUCUUUAGCGUUGUCAUGGAUCUAGGUUAGUGUUAAUGGUCGCCGCGAUGCAGAUGGCAUUUUAGACAUUCUGCACCGGCCUUUGGCGGAUUAGCUCCCGUAUUCUUCUGAUCCUUGUUCGUUGUGUAGAUCUCCGAUUUGUUUCUCUCUUGUGUAGGGUUUGGUUUUAGUAGUCCCCGGAGGACGGUAAAGCCGGCGUUUUUGUGCCCGGCGUCUCCGGUGGCCGGUCACUGGUCAGUGACCCCGGCCGGUAAAAGUCUUGUGUCCGUCGUUCUAGCUAUAGAUGCUGUUGCUUCCACUGCUCUGCAGAUUGUAAGAGUGGUCGAACGUCGUGUAAAAUUAGCCCGUCCAGAAAUUGUAACGUGGAUUAUUAUUAUUUUGUUACUGUCAGUGCUAUUAAUUCCUUCUGUA